AUGGCUCCGAUCGACGUGGAAAAGGCGAUUGAGGAGCUAACGCUGGGUGAGAAGGUUGCUUUGACAGCUGGACGCGACUUUUGGCACACAGCUCCCAUCCCCCGCCUCAACAUCCCUUCCUUGCGCAUGUCCGAUGGCCCCAACGGCGUUCGCGGCACCCGAUUCUUCAAUGGUAUCCCGGCUGCUUGCUUCCCCUGCGCCACCGCGCUAGGUGCAACGUGGGACACCGAGCUGCUAUCCCAGGUCGGUAAGCUUAUGAGCGAAGAGGCCAUCGCCAAAGGAACACACAUCGUGCUGGGUCCGACGAUCAAUAUCCAGCGGUCGCCGCUAGGUGGACGAGGGUUCGAAUCCUUUUCUGAAGAUGGAGUGCUGUCGGGGACGCUGGCCGGGCAUUUCUGCAAGGGAAUGCAGGACAAAGGUGUCGCGGCCACGUUGAAGCACUUCGUCUGCAAUGAUCAGGAACACGAGCGAAUGGCUGUCAAUAGCAUCCUCACCGAGCGUGCCCUGCGCGAAAUAUACCUGUUACCGUUCCAGCUCGCCAUGCGCAUCUGUCGCUCGGCAUGCGUCAUGACCGCGUACAACAAGAUCAACGGUACCCACGUCAGCGAGAACAAGGCCAUCAUUGAGGAUAUUCUGCGUAAGGAAUGGGGAUGGGAUGGCCUGGUCAUGAGUGACUGGUUCGGUACUUACAGUACCUCUGACGCCAUCAAUGCCGGCCUCGACAUAGAGAUGCCUGGCAAGACCCGUUGGCGCGGAGAGGCUCUUGCUCAUGCCGUGUCUUCGAACAAGGUCGCCCAGUUCAAGCUCGAUGAGCGUGUGCGCAACGUUCUCAAAUUGGUCAACUGGGUUGAGCCGCUUGGUAUCCCCGAGGGUGCUUCCGAGAAAGCCCUGAACCGACCCCAAGACCAAGCGCUCAUGCGUCGCGCAGCUGCCGAGUCAGUCGUCCUUUUGAAGAACGAGACCGAGGUGCUUCCGCUCAAGAAGGAUGGAUCUGUCCUGGUAAUCGGACCCAACGCCAGGAUUGCAUCUUACUGUGGCGGUGGCUCAGCUUCACUCGCUCCGUAUUACACUGUGAGUCCAUUAGAGGGAGUAUCGGCGAAGAGCACAGGAGAUGUCAAGUUCACACAGGGUGUCUAUUCUCACAAGGAACUACCGCUUCUCGGACCACUCAUGAAGACUGCAGAUGGCAAGACUGGCUUCACUUUCAAGGCCUACAACGAGCCGCCUAGCGUCGGUCAGGACCGUGAGAUCGUGGAUGAGCUACAUCUCGUCGGAUCCAUUGGGUUCCUAAUGGACUAUGUCAACCACAAGAUCAAAUCAAUGACCUUCUACGUCGAUAUGGAAGGAUUCUUCACCCCCGAAGAGGAUGGACUAUAUGACUUCGGCGUUACCGUCGUCGGUACUGGUCGACUGCUAGUAGAUGACGAGGUGGUCGUUAACAACACCAAGAACCAGAAACAAGGCUCUGCUUUCUUCGGCACCGGGACCAUUGAAGAGCGCGGUGCCAAGGAACUCAAGGCGGGUCAGACAUAUCGAAUUACGUUCGAAUUCGGGAGCGCGCCUACUUCAGAUCUUGAUACUCGCGGUAUCGUCGCCUUUGGACCCGGUGGAUUCCGCUUCGGUGGCUCUCGACGUGUCGGCGAGGAGGAGUUGAUUGCGACCGCCGUUGAAAAGGCCUCCAAGGCUGAGCAGGUCGUGAUCUUCGCAGGUCUCACUAGUGAAUGGGAGACCGAAGGCUACGAUCGCGAUCACAUGGAUCUGCCUCCGGGCAGCGACAAGCUGAUCAGUCGCGUCCUAGCCGUCAACCCGAAUGCCAUCGUAGUGAUCCAAUCUGGAACUCCAGUGACGAUGCCAUGGGCAAAGGAUGCCCGUGCCAUCGUGCAGGCCUGGUUUGGUGGGAACGAGUGCGGCAAUGGUAUUGCCGAUGUGCUUUACGGCGAUGUCAAUCCCUCAGCCAAACUACCAAUCACGUUCCCACGUCGUCUCCAGGACAAUCCUUCAUACGUCAACUUCCGCUCUGAACGAGGUCGUGUUCUCUACGGCGAAGACAUCUAUGUUGGCUAUCGCUUCUUCGAGAAGAGCGACGUGUCACCAGCCUUCCCCUUCGGCCACGGUCUCUCCUACACUACUUUCAGUCGCUCCAGCCUCAGCAUCAGCACUGUUCCCGAACAGCCGAAGUACUCGGAAGCCGGCGAGCCCAUCACUGCUGACGUGACCGUCACCAACACCGGGUCUGUUGCGGGUGCCGACGUUGUCCAGCUCUGGGUCAUCCCACCGACCACGGAUGUCAAUCGUCCCAUGCGCGAGCUCAAGGCUUUCCAGAAGGUUUUCCUUGAGCCUGGGGAAUCUAAGGCGGUGCAACUCGUCGUGGAGAAGAAGCUAGCGACGAGCUGGUGGGAUGAGCAGCGUGAGCAGUGGAUCUCGGAGAAAGGUCAGUACCGGAUCUCGGUGACUGGUACUGGCACAGAGGAGCUGCAGGGCGAGUUUGAAGUUGGCAAGACCCGGUUCUGGCUUGGCCUGUAG
Messenger RNA from Penicillium atrosanguineum, 2523 nucleotides. RefSeq names its product beta-glucosidase. The coding region runs from base 1 to 2523 and encodes 840 amino acids. NCBI's taxonomy places the organism in Eukaryota, Fungi, Ascomycota, Eurotiomycetes, Eurotiales, Aspergillaceae. The record is from RefSeq and is a predicted model, not a curated record. Gene Ontology annotation, biological process: glucan catabolic process. Gene Ontology annotation, molecular function: beta-glucosidase activity. The transcript is spliced from 3 exons.